This is a messenger RNA of Bactrocera dorsalis (oriental fruit fly), 1394 nucleotides long. RefSeq names its product 60S acidic ribosomal protein P0 (gene RpLP0). Gene Ontology annotation, molecular function: large ribosomal subunit rRNA binding; structural constituent of ribosome. NCBI's taxonomy places the organism in Eukaryota, Metazoa, Arthropoda, Insecta, Diptera, Tephritidae. Gene Ontology annotation, biological process: ribosome biogenesis; ribosomal large subunit assembly; cytoplasmic translation. Bases 180 to 1133 code for a protein of 317 amino acids. The record is from RefSeq and is a predicted model, not a curated record. The transcript is spliced from 3 exons. Gene Ontology annotation, cellular component: cytosolic large ribosomal subunit.
UAGAUGCCGCUCCUGGUAGCUCUAAUGCAACUCUGAUCGAAUUCUCUAAUGCGAUGCCAACUAUUAAAUUAUUUCAUUACACUCGGCCAUUUUGGUCCAAGUCACCGUCGUUUGCAUACGUUUUGUGCUUUGUUCUUAAAUUCUUUUCACGAGUCCCUAAUUACACAACUUGAUUCAAGAUGGUUAGGGAGAACAAAGCCGCCUGGAAAGCUCAAUACUUCCUUAAAGUUGUCGAACUCUUCGACGAAUAUCCUAAGUGCUUCAUUGUCGGCGCUGACAAUGUCGGCUCAAAGCAAAUGCAAAACAUCCGUACUAGCCUGCGUGGAUUGGGUGUUGUGCUCAUGGGUAAGAAUACUAUGAUGCGCAAGGCAAUCCGUGGUCAUUUGGAGAACAACGCUCAAUUGGAGAAAUUGCUGCCACACAUCAAGGGCAAUGUCGGUUUCGUAUUUACCAAGGGCGAUUUGGCUGAAGUUCGUGACAAAUUGCUUGAAUCGAAAGUGCGUGCACCUGCUCGUGCUGGUGCUAUUGCUCCUUUGCCAGUCGUGAUUCCAGCACAAAACACUGGUUUGGGUCCCGAGAAAACUUCUUUCUUCCAAGCUCUGUCGAUUCCAACCAAGAUUUCCAAGGGUACAAUUGAAAUUAUCAAUGAUGUGCCCAUUUUGAAACCAGGGGAUAAAGUUGGUGCUUCAGAAGCUACUUUGCUUAAUAUGUUGAACAUUUCGCCCUUCUCGUAUGGUUUGGCCAUAACCCAAGUGUACGACUCCGGUUCCAUUUUCUCACCUGAGAUCUUGGACAUCAAACCCGAAGAUCUGCGUGCGAAAUUCCAAGCUGGUGUUGCCAAUUUGGCCGCCGUAUCGUUACAGAUUGGUUACCCAACUAUUGCUUCGGCACCACACAGUGUUGCCAAUGGUUUCAAGAAUCUGUUGGCUAUUGCUGCUGCCACCGAAGUGGACUUCAAGGAAGCUGCUACCAUCAAGGAGUUCAUCAAGGACCCCAGCAAGUUUGUUGCUGCUGCUGCUGCCUCUGCUCCAGCUGCUGGUGCUGGCGCUGCUGCCGAAAAGAAGGAAGAAGCCAAAAAGGAGGAGUCGGAGUCCGAGGAAGACGACGACAUGGGUUUCGGUCUCUUCGACUAAACAACUCAACACUAAAGUUGGAUAUUACACUUACCUCAGGUGUACGUUUAUUUGGAUUUAAAGAACCUUAUGGGAAAUGUUUGUAGUAAUAGGACAUACGGUCCUAAAGUAUUCUGUAAAUUCUUUAACGCUCGCAUUUGUGUUAGUAAAUUAUUGUCGUGGUCUGACACACCCAAUGGCAAGUUACCGACUCAAAACGUUCGUUAUCUAAUUGUAUUCUGAAUAUGUACACCCGAAUAAAGUUGUAAUUUAAAUAAGAAA